CCGGAAGAUGCUGAGCUUAGUGAAUGGCAAGCUGCUCACAGCGUCCAGUGUCACGAUGCAGUCGCAAUGACGAACCCUCGGCACUGGAGCCUCGCUAAAAAGCGAUUGGUGUUUGCUGCAUUGAUCUCCAGUUCGCUGCUUGCUGAUGGAGGAAUGACAUGGGGUGCAACGCUGGUCGUCACCCAGGCUAUGCAGUGGAACAUCAGCGUGGAUCAUUCCUCAACCAGUUUGAACUAUGGCAUUCUGCUUCAAGGAUUUGGCGGUAUUUUUGCUGUACCGCUCAUUGAAGCUUACGGGAGGCUUCCGGUGUGGUUUUGGAGUCAGGUAAUUACCAUGUUCAUGGUUCUUGGAGCAACGCUAUCUACAUCAUGGAGCGUUUUCACUACUUUUCGAUCGCUUCAAGGCUUGUUUGGCACUGUUCCCCAAGUCGUCGGGCUCCCCAUAAUCUACGAUAUGUACGAACCAGAAGACUGGCCUCGUAUGAUCAACAUCUGGGGAACCACCUUUCUUGUCGGACCAUUCAUCGGACCUGCACUCGCAGGCUACAUCCUCGAUGGCAGCCACAACAAAUGGGACAUCUCCUUUGCAGCCCUGACAGCACUCUACGGCUUUUCCACUCUCCUUAUAAUCCUCUUCGGAUACGAGACCUACCACGCAAAACGACUUGCCUUCCCCCAUUCAUUCCGGUCUCGGGUCUACUCGCUUUUCGGCAUCGGCAAUACCAAGCUCCCCAAAUGCGCCACACUAGCUACUGAGUCUAAAACACUACUCAGGCUCAUUUUCAGACCCCCUCUCCUUCUCCCUGGCAUUGCCACAAUGAUCAAUUUCUGCUGGCCGAUCGGAAUCACCACGACAGUCGACACAUUUCUCCAUUCCCCGCCCUACCUCUUCAACACCGUGCAAGCCUCCUCCAUGCGUUUUGCUGGUGUCAUUGGGGCGCUAAGCGGAUAUGUCUUUGGCUACUUCUUCAACGACUGGAUCUACAACCACCACCUCCGCCAUCACCACCCCGACACCGCUCACCAGAAAGACCCGGAAAACGCCCGAUCCGAAAACGACAGCGAGCACAGCGGUUCCAUCAGAUUGUCCUCCUCCUGGCGUGCCGAGUACCGACUGCACGGCGUCUGGUUCCCCAUCGCCUGUCUGGCCCUAGGCCUCGUCGUAUACGGUCUAACGCUUAACUUCGCCAAGCACUGGAUCGGGCUUGCGUUUGGCUGGAUAAUGGUAAAUCUAGGCAUGAUUGCGACGACAGUGGCAAUAACGGCCUACGCCCUGGAAAAAUUCCCCUCGCAUUCGACCUCCGUCAGCGCGAUUAUUAAUAUGUGGCGCACCUGUGGCGGCUUUUCGGUUGCUUAUUUUCAGGACGAGUGGAUUAAGAGGAAUGGCGUGGGUGUGGUGUUUGGUAUACAGGCGGCGGUGGUUGUGGCGGGGCUGUUUGUGACUAUUGUCCCGAUAAUGGUAUUGGCGAGGAGGAAGUAGAAGAUACUGCGCUGUAAGGGUGGCCAAGUGGGUGUUUUGAUGUGGAAGACGAGGAUGGUGGUGUAUAUAGUUUGUCGUUUGAGGGGGCUGACUUCAUCUUGUAAUUUAUUCAGGGCUGUGAUGGGC
Molecule: messenger RNA, 1605 nt
Organism: Talaromyces proteolyticus
Lineage: Eukaryota; Fungi; Ascomycota; Eurotiomycetes; Eurotiales; Trichocomaceae
Product: putative MFS transporter
Exons: 6
Coding region: 67-1479 (470 amino acids)
Biological process (GO): transmembrane transport
Molecular function (GO): transmembrane transporter activity
Source: RefSeq, a predicted model, not a curated record